AAAGUGAAUUUAUGAUGAAUUGCUAACAUUAAUUGUUCAUAGUCCUCUCUCUCUCUCUCUCUGCUCCAUCAUCUCUUCAGUCUGUGUUGUUCCUUUCUUCUGUCUAGUUUGUUGGGUUGUGUUAAGCCAGAUUCAAAUUUCAACUUGGAAUCUCUGAUUUGUCCUCUUCUUCUUUUUUCUCCCCUUUGGGUCUCUAUUUCUGUGCCUUAUCUUUCUGUUUGUUUGACUUUGUGUGGUGUGUGAUGGGGGUGUGAAGUUGAUGUUAAAAGUCUCACCUUUCGAUCCAUUGAUGGUUUGUUCUGUCCUUUGGACUGAAAUCUGAAAAUGUGUGUUCAUUGUUAGGCAUUGAGGGGCUGAUCAUUGAUUUGAUUUGGCGGAGAAAGAAGAUGAAUUGUUGUGGGGCUCCUGGCUCCGUUCUUGCACUGGUUCUUAGGAUGACACAGUUCACUUUUGCUGCUGGGUCAAUUGCUUCCAUGGCCACCACAUCCAGAUUCUUUAAUUUGACUGCCUUUUGUUACUUGAUAGCUUCAAUGGGAUUACAAAUCAUUUGGAGUUUUUUGCUAGCUUUAUUGGAUUUGUUUUCUUUGGUGAGAAAACAGUCUCUUCUCAGUCCAGUACUAAUCAGCCUCUUUGUAGUUGGAGAUUGGGUGACAGCAACACUGUCUCUAGCAGCAGCUUCUGCCUCAGCUGGCAUAACAGUUUUGUACUUUCAUGAUCUGGGACACUGCCACUUUGGAGAGGAGUGUCAGAAGUACCAGGUUUCUGUGGCACUAGCAUUCCUAAGCUGGUUUUCAACUUCAUUAUCAUCUGUAAUUAUGUUUUGGCUACUAGCUGGCAGAUAAGAUAAAAGUGUUGCUCUUUCUUGAAAAUUUUCCACAAGUUUCUCUCAUCUGAUUGAAAAUUAUCUUUUGAUGCUGUUGAUAGGAGGGAAUCACUUUAGUUCUGCACUCUGAAAUUUAACUGGGGUAGCUUCAGAAUGCAGAUUGUAAAAGGGAGGAAAAAUGUAUAUAUGAUUUUGCCUUGCUAAGAUAUAAACCAGUGUCUACCACAAAGCUUAGAUUCA
Vigna angularis (adzuki bean) is the source of this 1063-nucleotide messenger RNA. Its product is annotated as CASP-like protein 5B3. Gene Ontology annotation, cellular component: plasma membrane. The record is from RefSeq and is a predicted model, not a curated record. Bases 387 to 842 code for a protein of 151 amino acids. NCBI's taxonomy places the organism in Eukaryota, Viridiplantae, Streptophyta, Magnoliopsida, Fabales, Fabaceae. The transcript is spliced from 3 exons.